CCUGGGCCGCCGACAACCGACCAUGGAAUGACCGACUGGGAGCGGACCGGCGCCGAGUGACCGGGCCGGAGUGCCCGCGACGGGCUGCUUCGGCCGAGUGCCGACGGAGAGUGACCCUGCGACCAGAGGCGCCCGGAGCAGGCCCCUGUGAUAUUAUGCUGAAACCCGUGCAUUCCGAAUUGCUCAGCGUCGUGCGACCGUAGCGUGCGUAGCAGUUGAGUCGCUGCCAAGAUGACGUAUGCUGGUGACAUGUUUGUGGUGUGCUGCCUUUUGGCGUUGUUGUGCACGCCGGGAUUCAGCGAAGAAAGGAGGAAAAUGUCUGUGGACUUAUUUGACGUGAAAUCUCCACUGAAGCCCAAAAUCUGUAUCGGUACGAGCGGGCGCAUGUCCGUGCCGGGUAACCGCACUACCCACUACGAGAACCUGCGCGACCGCUACACCAACUGCACGUAUGUGGACGGCAACCUGGAGCUGACCUGGCUGCAGGACAACGGACUGGACCUCAGCUUCCUGCAGUACAUUCGAGAGGUGACCGGGUACGUGCUGAUCGCGUACGUGGACGUGCAGCGGCUGGUGCUGCCCUCGCUGCAGAUCAUCCGCGGCCGCACGCUCUUCAGGCUGAACGUCCGCGAUGAGCAGUUCUCCCUGAUGAUCACCAUGUCGAAGAUGAUGAACAUAGAGAUGCCGGCGCUCCGAGACAUCCUGGCAGGGAGCGCUGGAAUGUUCAACAACUACAACCUGUGCCACAUCAAGUCGAUCAACUGGGACGAGAUCCUGACCGGGCCGGGCACCGACUUCGUGUACGUGUACAACUUCACCGUGCCGGAGCGCAACUGCUCAAAGUGCCACGAGUCGUGCCCGCCUGAGGGCGGCUGCUGGGGGCCCGGCGCCGAUAACUGUCAGCGGCUCAGCAAGAUCAACUGCUCGCCUCAGUGCCACGGCGGCCGCUGCUUCGGUCCGGAGCCGCGCCAGUGCUGCCACCUGUUCUGCGCCGGCGGCUGCGACGGCCCCACACAGUCCGACUGCCUCGCCUGUCGCAACUUCUACGAUAACGGCGUCUGCAAGCAGGAGUGUCCGUCCAUGAACCGGUACAACUCCAUCACGUACUCGUGGGAGACGAACCCGAACGGCAAGUAUGCCUACGGUGCCACGUGCGUGCGCGAGUGUCCCGAACACCUGCUCAAGGACAGCAGCGCGUGCGUGCGUGCUUGUCCGCCUAACAAGAAGGCUGUCUCGGGCGAGUGUAUGCCCUGUAACGGACCCUGUCCCAAGACAUGCGAGGUGGGGAAGAACGAGAUCAUCCACGCCGGCAACAUCGACCGCUUCAAGAACUGCACCAUCCUGCAAGGCUCGCUGAAGGUGCUGCAGCACUCGUUCGACGGCUACCAGGAGAUCUACGAGAAUUACUCGUUCGGGCCGCACUACAGUAAGCUGCACCCUCGCCGCCUGCAGGUGUUCAGCACGGUGCGCGAGAUCACGGGCUUUAUCUACAUCGACGGCUCCCACGUCGACUUCCGCGACCUGGGCUUCCUGCGCCGGCUCGAGGUGAUCGGCGGCCGCUUCCUGCACGAGUAUUUUGCGCUGUACGUGGUCAAAACGUCGCUCGAGUCGCUGAAGCUGGCCGCCCUGAAGAAGAUCCGCUCCGGUGGUGUGUUCAUAGCGGAGAACGAACGGCUCUGCUUCGCAGACGGCAUUAACUGGCAGUCAUUUAUCUCCAGUGGCCAGAAGUCUCACCAGAAGACCUCCUACGGCGUGGUGCUCGAAACAAACAGGAACGCCUCUGACUGCGCUCGGGACGGCAUGGUGUGCGACGACCAGUGCACCUCCGACGGAUGCUGGGGUCCCGGACCUGGCAGCUGCCUCCAGUGUCGAGCGUUUAAGGUCGGCGCCCGCUGCGUGCAGGCAUGCGACAAGUCUUUAGGGAUGUACCAGUCGUCCAACAGCACGUGCGACCUGUGCCACAAGGAGUGCGACGGUCCGUGCCAGGGCGCCGGCCCGGACAACUGCCAGCGCUGCAGCAACGUCAAGGACGGACCGUUCUGCGUGGCGCAGUGCCCCGACACCAAGUACAACGCGUCCGGCGACUGCAGCCCCUGCCACGCGAACUGCGAGGGAGGCUGCACGGGCCCGCUGAACACGGUCGGAGAGGGCGGCUGUCGAAGCUGCCAGGUGGCUAUCCUGACCCCGCGCGGCCACGUGGAACGAUGUUUGAAUGCCAAUGAAUCCUGUCCGGUCGGUCACUACUUCGAGUUUGUCGGGCCUCAGAAGCAGGGGCCGCUCAAGGCCCUAGCUGGAAAAGGAAUAUGUCGCAAGUGUCACGAGCGGUGCAAAAACUGUACAGGCUUCGGCUUCCACGUGAAUGUGUGCCAAGAGUGCCUGCACUACCGCAACGGCGAGCAGUGCGAGGACGCUUGCCCCGACGACUUCUACGCCAACGAGCAGACCAGCGAGUGCGUGCGGUGCGCGUCCGAGUGUCGUGGUUGCACAGGCCCCGGCCAGCGCUGCAAGACCUGCAGGAACUACCGGAUCUACCUGGACUCGUCGGCCACCGAGAAUGGAUCGGCCUUCAACUGUACGGCACACUGUCCGGACUCGCACCCGCACAAGAUCUUUCUCGAGAACGGGGACGAUCCGUACUGCUCGGACGAGCCGAGCGCGCUGGCCGCCUACAGCGCCGAGGAGAGCAUCACCAUCGUCAUCGUCUCCGUCUUCGUCACCGUUUUCGUGCUACUGGUUGUGAUCGUGUGCAUCGUCUGCAAGUGCCGUAGCGACCGCAAGAAGGAGGAGUUGCUCAAGAUGGCGAUGCUGAUGAACAAGGAGGGCCUCAACGAGCCGCUCAAGGUAACCAACGUCAAGCCGAACCUGGCGCAGCUGCGCAUCGUCAAGGAGGCGGAGCUGCGCAAGGGCGGCAUCCUCGGCUUCGGCGCGUUCGGCACAGUCUACCGCGGCGUCUGGGUCCCGGAGGACGGCAACGUCAAGAUCCCGGUGGCGAUCAAGGUCCUGCGCGAGGACACGGGCGCCGACACUAAUAAGGAGAUUCUGGAGGAGGCGUACAUCAUGGCGUCGCUGGACCACCCGAACCUGCUGCCGCUGCUGGCUGUCUGCAUGACGUCGCAGAUGAUGCUGGUGACGCAGCUGAUGCCACUCGGCUGUCUCGUGGACUACGUGCGCAACAACCGCGAUAAAAUCGGCAGCAAGCCGCUGCUGAACUGGUGCACGCAGAUCGCGCGCGGCAUGGCUUACUUGGAGGAGCGGCGGCUGGUGCACCGCGAUCUGGCCGCGCGCAACGUGCUGGUGCAGACCCCCUGCCUGGUCAAGAUCACCGACUUCGGGCUGGCCAAGCUGCUCGACAUCAACGAGGAGGAGUAUAAGGCGGCCGGCGGCAAGAUGCCCAUCAAGUGGCUGGCGCUCGAGUGCAUCCAGCAUCGCAUCUUCAACCACAAGAGCGACGUAUGGGCGUUCGGCGUGACCGUGUGGGAGCUGCUGACGUACGGCGGCCGGCCCUACGAGGACGUGCCGGCUAAGGACGUGCCCGACCUGCUGGAGAAGGGCGAGCGCCUGCCGCAGCCGCCCUCCUGCUCCAUCGAGGUCUACAUGAUCAUGAUCAAGUGCUGGAUGUUGGACGCUGACUCGCGUCCCAACUUCAAGGAGCUUGCCGACGAGUUCGCCAAGAUGUCACGUGACCCGGGGCGGUACCUGGUCAUCCACGGCGACAGGCUGAUGCGGCUCCCGUCCUACUCAAAGCAGGACGAGCGUGAUCUGAUCCGGCGGUUGGCCGCCUCGGCGCUGGACAGCCCAACUGACGAGCUGAUCAACGCCAGCGAGUACCUGAACCCGCCGGGCUCGGUGGGCGGCUUCCCGUCGGCGCCGUACCCGGCCUCCUCGCAGGCGACGCUCGACGACGGCUCCGACUACUUCGGGCUGCGCGGCCGCGCCGGCGGGCCCCGCGAGCGCCGACACACGCACGAGGAGGCCGGCAAGCGGCGCGCCGGCUCGGCCGGCUCCUCGGGCCGGCACCACGGCGACACGCUGCUACGUUCGCUCGACGAGAUGGGCGACGACGACUGCUUCGAGCCGGCCUCGGGCGGCUGGCAGUCGCCCCCCGGCGGUGCGCCACCGGCCCACCCGGCCAGCGUUGGCGGCAUGAUGCUGCACCUCCCGCUGGACGAGGAUGACUACCUCAUGCCCUCCAACGGGCAGCCGGGCGGCGCCGGCGCCGCGGCCUACAUGGACCUGGUCGGCGACAGCCAGCCCGACAGCGGCCCCAGCUCGCAGCAGCCCGAAGGCCAGCCGGACGCGCAGUUCAUGCUCAGCAUGGACAACCCGGAGUACCACAUGAUGGCGCAGCAAGCCGCCCUGCACGGCUGUCUGGCCGGCGGCGGCGGCGGCGGCGGCGGCGACCCAGCCAGCCUUUCGUCCCGCCAGAGUGGCCGAAGUGUGGGAGGUCGGCACGGAAGCGGCGGCGGCGGCGGUCCCCCGCACGACUACUACAACGACUUGGACCGGAUAAAGCCGGCCCCGUCACGCCGCAACGAGACGACAGUGUGA
Molecule: messenger RNA, 4548 nt
Organism: Pollicipes pollicipes
Lineage: Eukaryota; Metazoa; Arthropoda; Thecostraca; Pollicipedomorpha; Pollicipedidae
Product: epidermal growth factor receptor
Biological process (GO): neurogenesis; protein phosphorylation; positive regulation of cell population proliferation
Cellular component (GO): signaling receptor complex; plasma membrane; basal plasma membrane
Molecular function (GO): transmembrane receptor protein tyrosine kinase activity; ATP binding
Source: RefSeq, a predicted model, not a curated record